This is a messenger RNA of Sipha flava (yellow sugarcane aphid), 2140 nucleotides long. It is a transcript of the gene ast, whose product is annotated as protein asteroid. Gene Ontology annotation, molecular function: nuclease activity. The record is from RefSeq and is a predicted model, not a curated record. Lineage: Eukaryota; Metazoa; Arthropoda; Insecta; Hemiptera; Aphididae. Bases 80 to 1996 code for a protein of 638 amino acids. The transcript has 2 exons.
UAAAAAUUUUCGCGUGCCAUGGAUUUGCCAUCCCUACUAUAUACCAAAAAAAUCAGAAUAAAAUCAAUCAAAAAUUAAGAUGGGAAUUCCUGGAUUAACUUCAUUUAUAAAAAAUAAUUCAACACAAUAUUUUGAAAAUCAUCAAUUAACCGAUACAUUAGUAAUUAUAGAUGGUUAUGCUUUAACCAAUUUCCUCUACAGAAUGCAUGAAAACCAAACUAGUGCUUUUGGAGGUGAUUAUGACAUUAUGGCAACAGUUUACAUUGAUUUUAUCAACUUAUUUCUUAGAUGUAAAGUAAUACCUAUCUUUGUAUUUGAUGGUGCUUAUGAACAACGUAAAAUAGAAACAAUUAUAAAUCGUAUGAGCCAAAGAAUUCAAUUAUAUGGUAAUCAAAUUAAAACUAGUGAUUGUAUGCCAUACUUUGGUAGUGAUAUAUUAUUUGAUAUUCUUAAUGAUAUGGAUAUACCACAUGUAAAUUGUGAUUUUGAAGCAGAUGCCGAGAUUGUUGCUAUGGCUAAAUUAUUAAAAUGUCCGGUUAUUAGCCGUGAUUCAGAUUUUUAUAUGAAUACAGUACCAUAUAUACCAUUAGAUAUGAUAACACUUGAUUUUAAAUCUACAAUGAUAAAUUGUCGAUUAUAUAAAGUGGAAAAAUUACUGAAUGAGUUUGGUGGAUUGCAUACAAGUUAUUUACCUUUAAUAGCUGCACUUUUGGGAAAUGAUUAUAUAAGACAAGAUACAUUUUCUUCACUAUUAAGGUUAAGACCUGGCACAUUUAAUUGUGGAUUAAAACUUAAGCGAAUUACAGAAUGGUUACGAAGACAAAAGGAUAUCAAUAAUGCGUUAUACAAUAUGACUUAUAAUUUACCACACAGCAGGGAUUAUGUAAAUAAUCAAAUAAAAAACAUUAUGAAAGAAUAUAAAAAUACAGAUAGCAAGUAUUUAACAUUUGUACUCCAAUAUAAAAGAAUGGCUAAAUAUCAAGAUGGUUUAAAGAAUUAUUUAAAACCUAAUGAAAAAACUAUACUUCCUCUUUGGUUAGAAAAUAAUUAUCGUAAGGGUACUAUAAACUCAGAAGUAAUGACAAUACUCACAUUAAAAAAAAUAUUUUUUAAGGUUCAAAUUGAGGACUAUCAAAAACCUCCAUAUUAUGAAGUUUCUUUCAAAAUUUUAGAAGUUAUUUUUGGAUUAUUAAUAGGGAAAAAUUACACAGUUCCUACUCUUGGAAGAAAAAAUGGACUUAAUACAGGUCAGUAUAAAAUAAAAUCACGAAUAACAAAUCCUUAUGUACCUUUAGCCGAUAUAAAUAAAACCGAUUUAGAAUAUCGCAAAAAUAUGAUACUAAAUUUGAUUGGCAUUAAAAAUUUUAAUGGCGUUCCAAAAGAAUGGGAAUUAUUUGUUUUAAUAUUAAUUUACUGGGCAAUACAAACGAAUAGUAAAAAAUCAACGCAUGUGUAUGCUUUAAUUGUAUGUGCUAUGACAUUUAACAUUAUCAAAAAAAUUGACACUGAUAAUAAAACACUUGAAAAUGUUACCAAUAAAAGUAUAAUAGAAGAAAACAUAAUUAAAGUAAAAAAAGAAGAUUGUGAACAAGCUAAAAUCAAUUUGAAGAAUUAUUUUUGUGUUGGUCAAUAUAAUAACAAACCUUUAUAUUACAAAAUUAUACAUCCAUUUGCUCAAUUUCAAAGCUGUGUGUAUUUUUUUAUGAUACUCAAUUCAUUACUGGAUUUUCCAUAUGACCAAUGUCGCAUUGAAAAUUUUUUCAAAGGAUCAUUAUUAUAUAAUUUAUGUGUAAAAAUGGAACAUACUAAUCCAGAGGUAUUUAUAUCUCAGCAACUAUUUUAUAAAUUAGAUUCAUUAAAUAAAGUUUAUGAAUCAAUUAUCAACCAUGUAGAAAUGCAGUUGUUAGGAUCAAAAAGAAAAAUUGUACCAUCUUCAAGUAGAAGUCCAAAACCAAAAGAUAAAAAAAGAUUGAAUAACAGAAAAAAACCAGUUUAAGUUACUUAAUUUACUUUAAAUAUAAAUAUUAUUCAUAAAACUGUUAGGUUAAUAAUUACAACCUGAUUGCAUUUAUAUUGCACUUCUGAAGACUUAUUAAGUAUAUUUUAUUUAAUAGUAAAUAUAUUCAAAAUAUAUACAAUA